Tachysurus fulvidraco (yellow catfish) is the source of this 5312-nucleotide messenger RNA. It is a transcript of the gene pxk, whose product is annotated as PX domain containing serine/threonine kinase. Gene Ontology annotation, cellular component: late endosome; extrinsic component of endosome membrane; early endosome. The record is from RefSeq and is a predicted model, not a curated record. Gene Ontology annotation, biological process: protein targeting to lysosome; protein phosphorylation; early endosome to late endosome transport. The coding region runs from base 190 to 1908 and encodes 572 amino acids. NCBI's taxonomy places the organism in Eukaryota, Metazoa, Chordata, Actinopteri, Siluriformes, Bagridae. Gene Ontology annotation, molecular function: protein kinase activity; actin binding; phosphatidylinositol binding. The transcript is spliced from 18 exons.
CCCCCCCCCCCCCCUCGCGCGCGCGUGUGUGUGUAUGUGUGUGUUUGGGGCGGAUCUUUGCGUUAAAAUACAUGUCCACCAUAUCGCCUUUGACAAAAUGACAAACGAAGCGCAGUUUCUAUCAGAAGUCAGUGUCCUGAGUGCGGAUGUUUAACGCUGUGUCUCUGUGAACACCAGUAGCACAGCACAAUGUCUUUAAUGGAGAAACCUUCGGCGGGGAAGAAGCUCCUGCUGGAUGACACGGUUUCACUGACGGCGGUAAUCGAAGCCAGUCAGAAUUUACAAUCUCACACGGAAUAUAUCAUCCGUGUUCAGAGGGGAGUCUUUACGGAAAACAGUUGGACGGUGAUCAGGAGAUACAGUGACUUCGACAUGCUGAAUAAUAGUCUGCUGAUCUCAGGCCUGAACCUGCCACUUCCUCCUAAAAAAUUAAUCGGGAACAUGGAUCGUGAGUUCAUAGCAGAGCGACAGAAAGGUCUACAGGCGUAUCUGAACUUCCUCACUCAGCAUCACAUCCUGUCCAGCUGUGAACUGGUCAAAAAGUUCCUCGACUCUAACAAUUAUUCUGCAAACUACACAGAAAUCGCCUUACAGCAGGUGUCCAUGUACUUCAGAUCAGACCUGAUAUGGGAAGUGGUUGAGCCUUUAAAAGACAUAGGUUGGAGAUUACGAAAGCGGUACUUCUUAGUUAAAAACAAAGAGCAGCCUAAGGAAAGACAAGUCUUAAGCUGGGUCGAUUUCGGUCCCGAUAAGUUCUUAUCCGACAAAGAUCUGCAGUCCAUGAUGAAGCUGCUUCCGUCUCUGACUCACCCAUACAUCUGUCCAGUCACCUAUGCUUCUACUAUCGAGUCCUCAGCAGUGGUAAUCAGAAUCUUUAAUGAAAAAGGCACACUUAGGGAUCAUAUUUGCAAGGCAAAGCCAAAAGAAGCAUUCCUAAAGAAGUACUGCAACCCCAAAAAGAUCCAGGGUCUGGAAAUCCAGCAAAUCAGUACAUUUGGAAGGCAGAUUUUGGAGGCCUUGAAAUUCCUCCAUGACAAGGGAUUUCCAUACGGUCAUCUCCAUACCUCGAAUGUUGUGAUCGAAGACAACACGUGCAAACUGCUAGACAUAGAAAACUCCAUCCUGGGACUUCCCUCUUACUAUCGUCCUUAUGUCACCCAGUUCAGGAAAAUUAACACCACAGAGAGCAUUGACGUCUUCUCCUUUGGUCACUUGUUGUACGAAAUGACGUACGGAAGGCCACCUGAUGCCGUUCCUGUGGAUCAGUAUCCCUCCGUGCCCUACACUUCAGUCGUCUCGGUCCUGCAGUCCAUCCUGUCCACUGAGGCAUGUAAAACAGGGAUGCCCACAGUUUCUCAGCUCUUACAGACACCCCUAUUCAGGGACGUGCUGCUGUUCAACACAGAGAAAGCUCAGUUUAAGGUCACCUCCAAAUUGAAAGAGGCCAUAAAAUCGUCCAAAGAGUGUUUGGAAAAACGUCUUCUAGAGGAACAGAGAGCGGUUCAGCAGCACAGGAGACUGACGCGGGCACAGAGUCACCACGGCUCUGAAGAGGAGAAAAGGAAGAGGAAGAUCCUUGCCAGAAAGAAAUCCAGACAGUCUACCUAUGAAAAUGAGGAGGACUUUUCUGUCAAAUACAACAACAACUCUGGUUCAGGAGCGAGUUCUCCACCUACUUGUCCUUCUUCUCCCACUCCUCCACCUGCACCAGGUGUUCAGCCAGUGACCCUUCCACCGCCUCCACCACCUCCUCCACCUUCUUUAGGGAUCGAGCCCAGCCCUCCGGCCCUCCAUCCCCCUUCCGUUAACGGCAAGGGCCGAAGCGCCCUCCUGAGCUCCAUUCAGACCUUCAGCAAAGGCCGACUGAAAAAAGCAGAGACCUGCGAUCGCAGCAAUCCUACCAUCUGAGCAACACUUUUUAUGGUCCGUAGUUCUUACCGUGUGCAAUUUGUACUUGGCCCUUUCAUCCGAAGCUUCCGGGAUCUGAUCUUAAGGAGUGCAGAUAUGUUUUAGAACUGGACUGUAGGGGGAUACAAUUUUCAAUAUUUUACUCCCAAAUCGGCUGCAGAUCAGUGAUGGUGAAGCUAAAGUAUGGGCUGUCUGUGCUGCUAUACAGGAUAUGACCUUGGAAAUGGCAUUUCAGCUGUCAGGUUUAUAAAUUGGACUUACAUAUUUGUGGUAAAUUAUCACACACGCCAUACAGUAAUCUUCCUGACCCCUAUAAAAUCAGCCUCCAGCUGCAGCACAUUAAUCAUGUGGUGUUUUCAAGCAGAAUUUAGGUUGAGUUUCAAACAAAAAAGAACUUUUAAUGCUCUGGCUUUCACUUUUGGGUUUUACUUAAAACAUCGUUUAGGUUUUGCCUUUUAAACCUGUUAAAUCUGUAAUAUUAAUAUAAUAGUACUUUUAAAUCAUGACAGAAUUGCAGCAAUUAUGAGAUUAUCAGCACUUGACAAGACAGAAGAGGUAGAAGUCGCUCGUUUUAUAUCUAUGAUCCGACUAGACCGAUUUUCAAUGGUUGCUUUUAAGAAAGAGAGUUAAAGAGUUUAAAACUUCAAGGCAUCCUGGAACAGAGCUUCACAGUAGGAUAAUCAGAUUGACUUUGCAUUAGGCUCCUGAGUGGCACAGAAGAAAAGCAAAGGAAGUUAAAAUCCUGAUGAUACCAUCAUUUGUGGUCAUGCUGUCUGAGAAGGAGGGAUGUCAUACUUUAUCUCCCAUGUCUGUCAGAGCGACACUAGCCGAUCACGAGCAUCUGUGCGCUCAUGGGUGCAAAAUAAAGAAUUAGAAAGCACUUAUCUCUGCAUGUGCAGCAGUUGAAAAAGAUGCAGGAACUGGCAUCACAUUUCUUAGAGGAAGCCCAUGUUUGACUUCACCCUUUCUGUGUGGAUGGAAUUGGCAAAUCACAAACCUGGGAGAAAAUGGGAGAAAAUAUAUAUUUAAAAAAAAAUAAUAGAAAUGAAAGACCAAAAAAAAAAAAAAAAAGCAUGUUCGGUUUUGUGCCACAUUUUAACCAUUGUGCCUAUACAACACGAUUGAUAUCAUUUCCAUUGCCAGAUUUAGGAGCUAUGUAUCUCAUUCUCCUCCUAGCAACAGUGUGAAUUGUUUAAUAGGUGUUACGUUGAAGCCUGUGUUCCAAAAAUAGUGGAUAUUCCAUUUGAUCUAAAUGCCACUGCUGAAACAGUGGAUUUAUUAUACGAAUUGUGGACAAACUUUUCAGCUUUGUUUGACAAGGCAAAGGAUUUGAAAACAGUCCAAAAUGAAUUAGAGAAAUAUCUGCUUUUUUUUUUUUUUUACAUUUCAUUGCUUCUUUCAGUUUGUAGCUCCAGUGCAGAACAAUUAUAGCUAAAACGUGGUGGACAUCCGUCUAACCCAAAAUGUUUUCCAGAAAUAUCUGCUUCAAAGUACACACAAAUUCUUAAGUCUUGCCAAGGUGUUUUUAUACACAGUAGGAUUUACUGUAAUCUCUAAAAAGGAACAAAACAUUUUCAGUGCAAUCUGAUGAUAUCAUGCCAUCCCUUAGAGUCAAACAAGAGAUAAAGAUAAAACUGUGACUCUAUGGCAUCGUUGUUUAUUUACAAACGUGACUAGAACUAAACGUGUGCAUCAGGAAAGGAAAUAAUCCAGGACUCUAUAAAAAGUCACUGGAGUGGGAAGACACAUUGAUUAGUGUGUGCAUUCGUUCCUUCGUACGUUUGUUUGUUUCUUUAUUUACAGUAACUGUUUUUUCCCCCCUGUUCACAAUUAUGCUAGUUUCCAUUGCAGAUUUGUUUAUAUUUUAGUGAAAAAAGAACUACCAAAUUUUAUUAAAAAAUUUCACCAGCAGGCACAAACAAAUAUAACUUCAGGAGUGUGCAGGAUUGAUUCAACUUUGCUUGAGCUGUCUAACUUUCUGCCGGAGCAAGUGGGAGUGAUCAGAAGCACAAGUAAGCCUUCCUGCAGAUGGGCUUUUCCUAUCAUGUCAAGCCAAAAGUGUAGGAGAUUGAAACAACUCAAUGUAUUUCAGGCUGGAUAAGUGUAUUUAAUGUUUUGUCAUGUUUGUGUACAGCAUUGUAUGGGAUUAGGAGAAGUCUUUUGAGUAGUUGGAUCAGAUCUAUCUCCACCCCUGGCCUUUGUGUUCUGAAGGAAAAGCAGGAUUUCAAAACACUUCUAAUUUAAAGCAAAUAUAUGGAAAAAUUAAUUAUGAUAUGGACAGUAUUAGGGUUACAAUUGACCUCUAUUACUUGUUAGUUGCGUUAUCCUUAAUAAGGUAUCAGACUGGCUGACCAACCACAUUAAUGCUGAGCAAAAUUGUGUUCACUCUAUUUUUGUUGUUUUUGCCCAAAUGUUCCUUAAGAAAAUGCUGUAUAUGGGAAUAAGUACAUGUAAAAAUUCUGAUAAGACAUGAUUAGGUAUUAUAGUCAUGUUGGCAUAUUGAACAUUACGGUUCCUGCUGGACUGCAUGAUUGUAGCCAAUUUCUGCCCUGUGUAACUCUUAGCCCUUCUGUAUAUAUGUUGCACUGCAGCCUAUAAACCAUGGAGAGGUUUCCAGCAAAACCCACAGGUUGUGUGUGUUUAGCGUGUACAUAAAACAUACCAAGGAACAACGUCGGUUUCUCUGCAGCACUUUACCACUGUUCAGAAGUGGUCUUUGAAGAGGUAUAAAGUUUACAUUUAGAUUAUCGAAAGAUGUUAUGAAUAGCAAGACAAUUUGAUUAUAUUUGAUAAAUGUAAUUAACACUGCACAUUCGCCACAACCACUGCUGCAGGCACUGAAGGUGUGCAUCUGUUUUGUUUUUGUUUGUUUUUAAAAACACAUGUUUUUCAUUUUACCCUUAUUAUAAAAGUUGCGUUGACAAUGUUUUAACCAUGGUGUUGUGAAUUUGAAGUAAAAACAUCAAAAUGUUCUUCAUUGUAUUCCAAUUGUAUAUGAGAACAUCUUUAAUAUAUAGUGUAUCGAAAUUCAUUUAAUUGCAUCGGAUGUGGUUUGCCUCAUACAUGACAGCAGGGGUGGACCUAGGAUCAGAUGUUUAAGGAUGUCAGUGUGUGACAUGCAAAGCAGCUGGUUAGUAAUCACAUUGGUGGUCUCUGAAACUAGCAGUCCAUAAAUAAACAAAAAAGGAGCCAUGGACAAUGCCUGUCCAAAUCAUGGUCUUUUCCUAUUUACUGAUAAACCGUGUGUAACUGUGUGUGACUGUGUGUGUGAGAGAGUGUGUGAAUAUGCAAAUUUAUGCCAUAAACCUUAACAGGAAAAAUAACUGUCAUUGAUCAGUUGUAAAUGUUCAGGUACUCUGUUGAACUUUUUAGCACUGUAAAUAAAAAUCUUGAUUCCCCUUAUA